AUGGACGCGAAGAGUUUCAGAGACUGUCAGGCGUGGAAGGACGCAGGUCUUCCUCUGUCCACCAGCAGUAAUGAGGCGUGCAAACUGUACGAUGCUGUACUCACUCAGUAUGUGAAAUGGCGAAAUGAUGAAACCUUGGGAGGCAUUGAAGGAUGCAUUUCUGCUAUGCAGACUGCUGACCCUAACUUUGUUAUGGGUAACGUGAUCAGUACGGGGCUGGAGCUGAUCUCCACAACGAGCAGCACCCGGCUGAAUGAGCGUCUGGCCAGCGCUGUGAGGCGAACAGUGGAGCUUGCCAACAGCCAGAACGUCUCUCCUAGAGAGAAGCUCCACGUCAGAGCCAUGGAGCUUUUCUCCCAUGGAAAGUUUCCACAAGCCUGCGAAGCAUGGGAAGAUGUACUGCUUGAUCAUCCCACUGAUAUGUUGGCUCUCAAAUUUGCCCACGAUUCUUACUUCUACAUGGGAGCCCAGGUGCCCAUGAGGGACUCUGUGGCCAGAGUGCUUCCUCACUGGAAACCUCACAUGCCUUUGUUCAGCUAUCUGAAAGGACAAUAUUCCUUUGGUCUCCUUGAAACUCGCUUUUAUGACCAGGCUUUAAAAGUGGCAAUGGAGGGCCUUGCCUUGACUCCAGAUGAUGCGUGGUCCGUCCACUCUGUAGCUCAUGUUUAUGAGAUGACAGCAGCGGUGGACACUGGUCUGAAGUUCAUGGAGAGCAGAGAGAAAGACUGGCAGGUAUCGGACAUUCUGGCCAGUCACAAUUAUUGGCACUGGGCUCUAUACUUUAUUGAGAAGGGACAAUAUGAAGCUGCUCUGCAAAUCUAUGACUCUCAGGUAUUCAAACGAUGUAAAGCCUCAGGGUCCAUGCUGGACACAGUAGAUGCCUGUUCGAUGCUCUACAGACUGGAAAUGGAAGGCGUGUGUGUGAAGGACCGCUGGCGAGAGCUGCUGCAGGUGACCCAGCCUCACACCGAUGACCACGUGACCUUGUUCAAUGACCUCCACUUCCUCAUGGUGUCGCUGGGAGCAAAGGAGUCUGGGACAUCUCAGCGUCUGCUGGAGGGCCUCCAGGAAUUGGCUAAGAAACCAGGUGACAACCAGCAACAUCUACUGGCUGAGAGUAUAGGCAUCCCAAUGUGUAAAGCUAUGAUGGAGUACAACAACGGCAACUAUGAGCAGACUGUGGAACUGUUGAGCCCGUUACGUUACCGCUUGGUGGACAUCGGUGGCAGUGACGCACAGAGAGAUCUGUUCAAUCAUCUGCUUAUCCAUGCAACUAUGAAAUCAGAAAAUAAACGUCACCAGAAACUGGGAAGAUGUCUUCUGGUGGAGCGUGAUGCUGUGAGGCCCAACUCCCCUCUGACCCAGCGCCUGAUGCAGAAAGCUCUGGCUCUUCAUGUCUAGAAGGUGUGGGAGCAGCUCUCGUGGGAAAACAUCAAAGUAACCUUUAAUCGGACGGUCUGUUGCUUUGAUUUAAUGGAUUUCCAACCAGCUGGGAGAGGCUUAACACAGCUGA
Molecule: messenger RNA, 1513 nt
Organism: Nematolebias whitei (Rio pearlfish)
Lineage: Eukaryota; Metazoa; Chordata; Actinopteri; Cyprinodontiformes; Rivulidae
Gene: ttc38
Product: tetratricopeptide repeat domain 38
Exons: 14
Coding region: 1-1401 (466 amino acids)
Molecular function (GO): protein binding
Source: RefSeq, a predicted model, not a curated record